This is a messenger RNA of Teleopsis dalmanni, 3364 nucleotides long. It is a transcript of the gene Grp170, whose product is annotated as hypoxia up-regulated protein 1. The record is from RefSeq and is a predicted model, not a curated record. Gene Ontology annotation, cellular component: endoplasmic reticulum chaperone complex. Gene Ontology annotation, molecular function: ATP-dependent protein folding chaperone; ATP binding. The coding region runs from base 214 to 3066 and encodes 950 amino acids. NCBI's taxonomy places the organism in Eukaryota, Metazoa, Arthropoda, Insecta, Diptera, Diopsidae. Gene Ontology annotation, biological process: negative regulation of hypoxia-induced intrinsic apoptotic signaling pathway; endoplasmic reticulum unfolded protein response; cellular response to hypoxia. The transcript has 3 exons.
UAACACGUCAGUCAGUUGGUUUACAUUGGCUGUAUAUGUGCGGUAGGUGGAAUUGCCCAGCAAACCUGUGAGCACGUCAGAUCGAGUUGGAAAUAUUCGAAAGCCGGUUUACUUAUUGUAAAGCCGCGCGGACCUUGUGCGAACUUUAUACCUUACGGAAAUAUUUUGUAAUUUAAGUAAAUUUUAUAUUUACGUUAGCAAAGAGGUGCAGAUAUGAUAAUUGUAGAACGAUUUGGUCGGCAUUCUCCGGUGCCGUUUGUAACAAUACUUUUUGUAUUUGCAAUAUCUUUCAUAAAUUUGGUCCCCCAUGGUGUUAAUAGCGCUGCUGUUAUGUCAGUGGAUCUUGGUACCGAAUGGAUGAAAGUAGGAGUUGUGUCACCUGGCGUACCCAUGGAAAUUGCUUUAAAUAAGGAAUCAAAACGAAAAACUCCAACCAUAUUGUCUUUUCGCGAUGGUGUUCGAAAUUUUGGUGAAGAUGCUGUAACUGUCGGAUUACGAGAACCAGCUGCAGUAUAUGGAUACCUACUGGAUUUAUUAGGAAAAACUGUGGACAAUCCAAUUGUCGAUCUUUAUAAGAAACGUUUUCCAUACUAUAACAUUACUGCUGAUCCACAACGGCAAACUGUAAUAUUUACAAAAAACAAUAAUGAACAAUUUUCAGUGGAAGAGUUGGUUGCUCAAAUGCUGCAAAAAGCAAAAGAGUUUGCAGAAGAAUCUACUCGUCAAAUUGUAACUGAAUGUGUUCUUAUAGUUCCAGGUUAUUUUGGUCAAGCUGAACGCGAAGCUCUCCUUUCUGCAGCACAUCUUGCUAAUCUAAAGGUGUUGCAACUACUAAAUGAUUAUACGGCUGUAGCACUUAACUAUGGUGUUUUCCAUCGAGCUGAAAUUAAUGAAACAGCGCAGUAUUAUAUAUUUUAUGAUAUGGGUGCUUACAAAACAUCAGCUGCUUUAGUUAGUUAUUCACUUAUCAAAGACAAGCAAACAAAAGAAAUCAAUCCGCUAAUACAGGUGCUUGGUGUAGGUUAUGAUCGCAAUUUAGGCGGCCUAGAGAUACAGAUGCGAUUACGCGAUUAUUUGGCUUCCGAAUUUAAUGCAAUGAAAAAGACAAAAACCGACGUCACAAAAAAUCCUCGUGCUCUUGCUAAGCUCUUUAAGGAAGCGGGACGUUUAAAAAAUGUUCUUUCUGCAAAUCUCGAUCAUUAUGCUCAGAUCGAAGGUUUACUAGAAGAUCACGAUUUCAAAUUGCAGGUAACUAGGGAAAAACUUGAAGAACUGUGCUUAAGUUUAUGGCCUCGUGUAACUAAUCCUAUUCAAUCAGCUCUAACAGUAUCUGGUUUAUCCAUGGAUGUAGUGUCGCAAGUCAUUAUAUUUGGAGGUGGUACUCGUGUUCCAAAAGUACAAGAUAUUAUAAAGAAUUAUAUCAAACAAGAAUUAGGUAAAAGUCUAAACGCUGAUGAAGCUGCAACAAUGGGUGCAGUUUAUAAAGCUGCUGAUAUAGCUACUGGUUUUAAAGUUAAAAAGUUUAUAAUUAAAGAUGCAGUAGUUUUUCCGAUUCAUAUAACCUUCCAACGGGAUCCUGGCGACGGUACUGAAGUUAAGCAAGUGAAGCGUGUGCUCUUCGGUAAUAUGAACUCCUACCCCCAGAAAAAAGUAAUCACAUUCAACAAGCAUACAGAUGAUUUUGACUUUUACGCGAGCUAUGGCGAUUUGUCACACUUUUCAAAAGAGGAGAUUGCAAACAUUGGAAGUCUGAACAUAUCAAAAGUAGAAUUAUUAAAAAUAAAACAAAUUAUAGAGAAAAAUCAGAAAGAUGUUGUCGAAACGAAAGGCAUCAAGGCAUACUUUUUACUGGAUGAUUCUGGCGUUUUUCGAUGUACUGGUGUCGAGUUUGUGUAUGAGAAACAUAAGAUUGAAAAUGAGGAAGAGGGUACAUUAGCCAAGCUCGGUAGUACAAUAAGCAAAUUAUUUUCAAAAGAUGGUUCGAAGAAAAAAGAUAUGGACACACUUGAAGAAAAUAAGGAAAAUGACGAGCCAAUGGAUCAGAAACCCGACAAUGAAGAACCUAUGCAAAAAGACUAUAAGCCGAAUGAUAAAGCCAAUAAAACAGAAGAAAGCCAAAAAGAGGAAACUAAUAAUUCUGAUUUUAAAAACGAUACUGUAAAAAUUAUCGUAGUCAAGGAACCUGUUGAGCAUAAUAUAAAUGUUUUAUUUACCAUUCCACUGGCCGGUACUGCUUUAAAAACUUCAACCGAGAAAUUAAAUGCAAUUAACGAAAUUGAAAGGGAACGUAAUCGUCUGGCUUCAGUAUUCAAUGAAUUGGAAUCACAUGUUAUCGAAACUCAACAAAAAUUAAGUGAAGCAGAAUUUUCUAGCUGCAUUUCAGAAGACGAAAAGGAAAAAAUAUUAAGUGAAUGUAUUGCAAUUUCUGAUUGGCUUUACGAGGAUGACAAUCGUAAACCCUCUUCUUAUGAGGAGCGACUCAUAGAGCUAAAAAAAUUAACCAACAUUUUUCUUUCACGACAUUGGGAGCAUGAAGAACGGCCAGAAGCACUUAAGGCUUUAGAGGGCAUGAUUGAUGCUGCCAGUAAAUUCUUAACUAGUGCAAAAAAUUUAACCAAAGAAACAAAUCCCGAAAAAGAUAUUUUUACUCAAGUUGAAAUAGAUACAUUGACUAACGUUAUUGAUGAAACAACUAAAUGGAAAAAAACCGAAACACAAAUUCAAGAAAGUCUACAACGUCAUGAAGAGAUACGGCUGACCGUUAAAGAUAUAACAGAUAAAAUGUCUCUUCUUGAUCGAGAAGUUAAGUAUUUAGUUAAUAAAUUAAAAAUAUGGAAACCAAAACAACAGCCACAAAAAUCAGACAAGAAUACUGAUGAUGAAAGCGAAGAUGAAACUUCUGACACACACAAAGAAACGACAGAAAGUGGUUCUGGUAAACAAACCACUCAUAACCCUAGUAACAAUGAGGGCGAACAGGGUACAGAUAGCACCAAACAUGCUGACAAGGAAAAUGUCACAGAAUCAACUCCCAGUAAAAAGGAAACUCCUCGUAGCGAUUUAUAAUCCAAGAUAUUAGUGCAUUUUUAAAUUUAUCAAAUAUUUUAAGUCUGAGUCUUAAAACUUUGCUGUCUCUUUCUCAUUCCAACAAAAUUUUCAUGAGUUCAAUUUCAGGUAAACGCGAAAAGUUUUUUAUUUAACUCUCCUUUUAAAUUCCUAAUUCUAAAACUCUUCUAUGUUCAUAUUUAAUAUGAUUAAUUGUAUUUAAGGCAGACAUAUAAACAUUUUUUUGAUAUUGAAACAAAGAACUUGCGAAUUAUUUUGUCAAGACUAAAUGCUAUAAAAUGUUAUAUGAGUACAAUUU